Molecule: messenger RNA, 2354 nt
Organism: Paramuricea clavata
Lineage: Eukaryota; Metazoa; Cnidaria; Anthozoa; Malacalcyonacea; Plexauridae
Source: the annotation of a GenBank genome assembly
CCUAUAGCCAGCAGAUCUAGGCGCUUUAGCAAAGAAGACCAGGAGUUUAUCAAUCAGGAAGUUACAAAACUCCUGUCUGAAGGAAUUAUUGAGCCUACCAUAACACCAUGGAGAGCACAAAUUGUUGUUUCUAAAGAUCCCUCAAACCGGCACAAGAAGAGGCUCUGUAUUGAUUACUCUCAAACCAUCAAUCAAUGUACAGAGCUUGAUGCGUGCCCUCUUCCUUGGAUCGAUGACAUGAUCAACAACCUAGCACAAUACAAAGUUUUCUCAACGUUUGAUUUAAAGAGUGCUUACCAUCAAGUACCGAUAAAGGAGUCCGAUCGAAAGUUUACUGGGUUCAAAGCUAAUGGAAGACUGUAUCAAUUUUGCCGUAUACCGUUUGGCGUCACUAAUGGAGGCCUGGUGCUUUCCAGAGAGCAAUGGACAAAUUUGUUGACGAGGAGAACCUCAAUGACACAUUUCCAUAUCUGGACAACAUAACGGUGGUUGGACGAGAUCAAAAGGAACAUGACGUAAAUGUUCCGGCAUUUCAUGAAGCAGUCCAACGCAGGAACCUUACCUUGAAUGAAAGCAAAUCAAUCGAAUCCAAGACAUCCAUCAAUGUAUUAGGUUAUCGGGUUGGCAAUGGGGUGAUCGCUCCUGACGAGGAAAGACUCCGCCCACAUCAAGAUUUUCCGCCGCCAGAGAGUAUCCGCUCCCUUCGCAGGGUGAUUGGCAUGUUUGCUUACUAUGCGAAGUGGAUACCGAAUUUCUCUGAUACGAUAAGACCCUUGACGCAAACUACUACCUUCCCAUUAGAUAAGGCAGCAUUAUCGGCAUUUAAUAUGCUUAAGAAGGAACUUGAAGGUGCAACUCUUCAUUCCAUAGAUGAAACUCUUCCCUUUGUGGUUGAGAGUGAUGCGUCAGAUGUCGCUUUGUCUGCUACACUUAACCAAGGUGGUCGUCCUGUUGCCUUCAUGUCCAGAACUCUCCAAAGUAGUGAACUACAUUACCCCGCUGUUAAGAAAGAAGCUAUGGCUAUCAUAGAAGCAGUCCGUAAGUUGCGACAUUUUCUUGCUGGUCGUCACUUCACACUUAAAACCGACCAACGUUCCGUCGCAUUUAUGUUUGAUAGCAGGAAGCGCACGAAGAUAAAGAACAAUAAAAUGCAAGACUGGCGACUUGAAUUAGCUUCUUUUAGCUACACUGUGGAGUACAGACCUGGUAAGGACAAUGUAGCCCCAGAUUCAUUUACCCGAGCUUUCACUUCUUCAAUGUCAACGUCAGAGGGUCUCAUGGGAAUCCAUACAGCACUUAGCCAUCCUGGUGUGACUCGAAUGCUGCACUUCAUAAGGUCGAAGAAUUUACCCUAUUCUACCGAAGAUGUCAAGAAGACAUGUUCAUCGUGUAGAGCUUGCGCAGAGCUCAAACCACAGUUUUACCGACCGCAGGCUGGAGUCCUUAUCAAAGCUACGCAGCCGAUGGAACGAUUGAACAUCGAUUUCAAGGGGCCUCUACCAACAUCAUCUCGUAAUGCAUAUUUGUUGACUGUGGUGGAUGAAUAUUCUCGCUUUCCGUUUGCGUUUCCCUGUCCAAACAUGCACACCUCGACAGUUAUCAAAUGUCUUGAUCAGAUAUUCGCUCUUUGUGGUAUGCCUAGUUACAUUCACUCGGAUCGUGGUGCCUCAUUCCUUUCACAAGAACUCAAGGAGUACUUGUCUCGACGAGGGAUAGCAACAAGCAAAACAACCCCCUACCACCCAAUUGGAAAUGGCCAGGUCGAACGUUAUAAUGGUAUUAUUUGGAAGGCUGUUCGACUUUCCCUCAAGUCAGCAAAUCUACCUGAUUCAAAAUGGGAACUGGUGCUUCCAGACGUUCUUCAUUCCAUAAGAUCACUCCUCUCUACCUCUACUAAUACCACCCCACACGAGAGAUUUUUCAACUUCCAACGACGUUCAUCUCGAUCUGGGAACUUCGCUACCAUCCUGGCUACAAAACCCGGGACCGGUCCUGUUAAGGCGUUUUGUUAGAACAAGCAAGAACGACCCGUUUGUCGACCAAGUAGAACUAACGGAUGCAAACCCCACUUACGCCCAUGUGAAGUACCCCGAUGGAAGAGAGUCCUCAGUCUCCCUUCGAGAUCUAGCUCCUUGCCCCAUUACUCCUGUCCGGAAUGAACCACAAGGAACCCUACCAAGCGGAGAAGUGGAAAACGGACUAGCUCCGAAUGUUCCAGAUCCCGUGGCCGUUGAUUCACAACAGGAUUCAACUACAUCGCCAACGGCUUCUGAUCCACAGCAGUAUUCAACAACGCAAGUACCUGCACUCAGACGUUCAACUCGUCAAGUUAAACCACCAUCUCGUUAUGGUUG